This is a messenger RNA of Striga hermonthica, 1026 nucleotides long. The record is from the annotation of a GenBank genome assembly. Lineage: Eukaryota; Viridiplantae; Streptophyta; Magnoliopsida; Lamiales; Orobanchaceae.
AUGGCCGCCGAAUUCAUCUUCAGGACUCUCCGGUGGCGGCUGAAACUCCCGAUUCCCCCUAAAUGGGCCCCACCUUCAUCUCGAUUCUCCAAUUCCACCCCUGCCAUCUCCGAUUUACCUCGGAAAGAGCAAGAGCAAGGGGGGAGGUCAACGUGGUCAAAGCUGUUGCUUUUCAUACCAGGGGCUGUGAGUUUUGGCCUUGGCACUUGGCAAAUUAUCAGGAGACAAGAGAAGAUAAAUAUGUUGGAGUAUAGAAAGAGUAGGCUAGAAAUGGAACCGAUUAAGAGCGACUUAGUCGUGUCUUCCAGUGGGAGGGUGGAUUCCAUGGAUUUCAGGAGAGUGCAGUGUAGAGGAGUUUUCGAUGAGAAAAAGUCGAUAUAUGUGGGUCCACGUUCAAGGAGCAUAUCUGGGGUGACUGAAAAUGGAUAUUACAUCAUAACUCCACUUGUUCCAGUCCCCGGUGAUCCUGAAAGCAUGAAAUCACCUAUACUAGUUAACAGAGGAUGGGUCCCGCGUAGUUGGCGAGACAAGGCAUUAGAGCCUCCUUCACAAGAUAUUCCCCCUCCAAGCAGCCCACUUCCCUCGACUCCAGAGAGUCCUAAAUCUUCCUGGUGGCGGUUUUGGUCUAAUAAGCCAGAAUCUCCCAAGGAGCCCCUUUUACCACCACCUAUAGUCCCUACUGAAGUCAUUGGUGUUGUGAGGGGUAAUGAAAAUCCCAACAUAUUUGUCCCGCCAAACGACCCGAAUUCUUUCCAGUGGUUUUAUGUGGAUGUACCUGCACUUGCUCGUGUGUGUGGACUUCCUGAAAAUACACUUUACAUCGAAGAUAUCAAUGAAAAUGUGAGUCCAAGCAGCCCAUACCCUAUCCCAAAGGACGUCAAUACCUUAAUACAAUUCCCGGUUAUGCCACAGGCCCAUGUCAACUACAUUCUAACAUGGUACUCUCUUUCGGCGGCAGUAACUUUCAUGGCGUAUAAGAGACUCAAACCGAGAAAGAUUAGGAGAGAGUUUUUCCAGGCCUACUGA